AUGGGCUGUGGCUGUGACUGUGUUUGGGAGGAGUCAGGCAGGUUGGUGUCAGUGAGGGAGUGUUUACAAACUGCUAGCAUUGGGCCUGGAGGUGUCCCUCGUUGGGGAAGGUGCUCGGCUUGGAUUCUAACGUCCUGUUUCCCCCGCCCCCAGGACUGGCAGCCCCCCUUCGCUGUCGAGGUUGAUAACUUCAAGUUCACUCCGCGGAUCCAGCGCCUCAACGAGCUGGAGGCCCAGACCCGAGUGAAGUUAAACUUCCUGGAUCAGAUCGCCAAGUUCUGGGAACUCCAGGGGUCCACAUUAAAAAUUCCCAAUGUGGAGCGGCGUAUUUUAGACUUGUACAGUCUGAACAAGAUCGUCAUCGAGGAGGGAGGCUAUGAAGCCAUCUGUAGGGACCGGCGGUGGUCGAGGGUGGCCCAGCGGCUGGGCUAUCCGCCUGGGAAGGGGAUCGGAUCCCUGCUGCGCUCUCACUACGAGAGGGUCAUCUACCCUUUCGACACCUUCCAGUCCGGAGCGAGCCUAGCGUGUCAGCCUGGGCCACAGAUCGACAGUGAGGAGAAAGACCGUGAGUACAAGCCUCACAGUAUCCCUCUGCGCCAGUCAGUGCAGCCCUCCAAGAUGAACAGUUACGGACGGAGAGCCAAGCGAUUGCAGGCUGAGACGGAGCCAACAGAGGCAGACAUCGCCAAGAAUCCGGAACUGAAGAAGCUGCAGAUUUAUGGGGCAGGUCCCAAGAUGGUGGGACUGGGGUUGGUGGUGAAAGACCGAGCCAACAGGAAGAGAGAUAAAGACUGCCUGGACUGCCCCCCAACGCUGGUGGUGAAGGAGGAGAUCAUCACUGAACCCAAGCUGGAAUAUACUCUGGAGCCGUGCCCAUUGGUCAAAGAGGAGAAGGCAGCUCCUGACGGCUGUAACAAACGCACCAUGAGGCUGCGCAAGGGAGCCACCUCACCUCAGUUUACCGAGGCCUACAUCUGUAUCAUCUGUUCUCGACACGUGGACGAAGAGAAGCUGGUGUUGUGCGAGGGCUGUGAGGAUAGUUACCACACGUUCUGCCUUAUCCCCCCUCUCCCAGAGAUCCCGAAAGGAGAUUGGAGAUGUCCCAAGUGUGUGGUUGAGGUAAGGAAUGCAGUGUUCCUCAGACCUCUUGUCGGAUUGUAA
Chiloscyllium plagiosum (whitespotted bambooshark) is the source of this 1161-nucleotide messenger RNA. NCBI's taxonomy places the organism in Eukaryota, Metazoa, Chordata, Chondrichthyes, Orectolobiformes, Hemiscylliidae. The record is from RefSeq and is a predicted model, not a curated record.